UGGCAACACUGCUAUCGAUAUCAGUCUAGCGCUGUCAAUUAUUUACCUAUAUAUAUAUUUUGUCUGCCAAAAUUAUAAUUCUAAACGCCCAAAAACAAUAGUACACAAGAUUGCAAAGUGUACGAAAAACGCGUGCAAAUGUUUCGAAAGCAUUGAUGAGCUGCAAUUGCAAUUACAGCAGUGCAGUGCCAUAUACAAAUGUCGGAGGAGGAGCUGCUGCGGCUCCAUUGACAACCCAACCCAAAAACAAAAAGGCAUAAGCGAGAGCAGUACAUACAAUGUAAAGAAGAGAAAAAGAAGCGAAAAAAAUAAUACAAGAAAGAAGAAAAUUGUGUGUAAACGAAAAGUGUCGACUUGAAAUAAUAAUAAUCAGCAGCUAAAUGAACAAUAAUAGUUGAUAAAUAUACGUACAUAUAUAUUGCAAAAAGCGAGUCGAAACGAUUAAUACGAAUUUAAUAAUAACAGAGAGACAGACAGAGAGAUAGUGAGACAGUGAGACAGAGAGACGGAGAGACAGAGAGACAGGCAGGCAGCAAUGGAUACAGAGAGACCAAAUGGCCAAGAGACGAAAGUCAUAUAUCAUAUUGACGAUGAGAGCACACCGUACUUGGUUAAAAUACCGAUACCCUCCGCUCAGGUGACACUUAAAGACUUUAAAAUGGUGCUCAACAAACAGAACAACAAUUACAAGUAUUUCUUUAAAUCGAUGGAUGCCGAUUUUGGUGUGGUUAAAGAGGAAAUUGCCGAUGACGCCACAAUAUUGCCUUGUUUCAAUGGUCGCGUCGUAUCGUGGCUUGUAUCCGCCGAUGGUACAAAUCAAUCCGACAAUUGCUCCGAGCUGCCAGCGAGCGAAUGUGAGAUGCGGGUGCGAAAUCAUUUAGCGCUGCAACAGCAACAGCAGCAGCAACAACAACAGCAGCAACAGCAGCAGCAUACCCAACAGCAUACACAACAGCAUCCACAUCAACAACAACAGCAUCCACAGCAACAACAACAGCAUAAAAUGGGAGCAUUGCAAAUGCUACAACCGCCGCCACUCACAUAUCAAUCGGCAUCGGUGCUGUCCAGCGAUUUGGACUCGACGAGCCUCUUUGGCACCGAAUCGGAAUUAACCUUGGAUCGCGACAUGACCGAUUACAGUAGCGUUCAACGUUUGCAGGUGCGCAAGAAGCCGCAACGCCGUAAAAAGCGUGCGCCGAGCAUGUCACGCACAUCCUCAUACAGCUCCAUCACGGACUCGACCAUGUCCCUGAACAUCAUCACCGUGUCGAUCAACAUGGAGGCAGUCAACUUUCUGGGCAUAUCCAUAGUCGGACAAUCGAAUCGCGGCGGCGAUGGCGGCAUCUAUGUGGGCAGCAUCAUGAAAGGCGGCGCCGUUGCAUUAGAUGGACGGAUCGAGCCGGGCGACAUGAUAUUGCAGGUGAACGAUGUGAAUUUCGAGAAUAUGACCAAUGAUGAGGCGGUGCGUGUAUUGCGUGAGGUGGUACAGAAGCCGGGACCCAUCAAGCUGGUGGUGGCCAAGUGUUGGGAUCCCAAUCCCAAGGGCUAUUUCACCAUACCGCGCACGGAGCCGGUGCGACCGAUUGAUCCGGGCGCUUGGGUGGCCCACACCCAGGCGCUCACAUCGCACGACAGUAUUAUGGCGGAUAUACCGGAGCCGAUCAAGGAGCGACUCGAUCAGAACAAUAUUGAGGAGAUUGUCAAGGCCAUGACAAAGCCGGACAGUGGCUUGGAGAUCCGGGAUCGCAUGUGGCUAAAGAUCACAAUACCGAAUGCAUUCAUUGGCGCCGAUGCGGUCAAUUGGGUGCUGGAGAACGUGGAGGAUGUGCAGGAUCGUCGGGAGGCACGGCGCAUUGUGUCGGCGAUGUUGCGCAACAAUUUCAUCAAGCACACGGUCAACAAGCUGACAUUCUCCGAGCAGUGCUAUUAUGUGGUGAAUGAGGAGCGUAAUCCCAAUAUGCGGACACAUCCCCAUCAGCAGCAUCCACAUGGUCAUGCACUGAGCCAUGCCGAUACGGAAAGCAUUACCAGCGACAUUGGUCCGCUGCCAAAUCCCCCGAUAUAUAUGCCAUACUCGGCCACGUACAAUCCAAGUCACGGCUAUCAGCCCAUACAGUACGGUAUUGCCGAGCGUCACAUCUCGUCCGGUUCGAGCAGCUCCGAUGUCCUUACCAGCAAGGAUAUAUCCGCAUCGCAAAGCGACAUCACCUCUGUCAUACAUCAGACCAAUCAGCUAACAAUCGCUGCUCAUGGAUCCAAUAAAUCAUCCGGCUCAUCGAAUCGCGGCGGCGGUGGUGGAGGAGGUGGAGGUGGCAAUACCAACGAUCAGGACGUAUCCGUAUUUAAUUACGUAUUGUAGAAAUUUUUUGCAAUGAAAUUGUGUGUUUAUUAUUAAUUAAUUAAUUAAUAUAAUUAUUCUUUUUAUACACAUAUACGAGUAUACAACAAACAAAACAAAACAAAAAGAAAAACAAAACAAUAUAAUAUGUAUAUUUAUAAGAAGUCGAUGAUCAUGAUUAAGUCGAUGAUGAUGGACAUUGUGUCAAGUAUGAUUAGCUCAAAUUGCGUCUGUUCCCGCCGAUGAUCUCUCUGUGAAUUCCCCGCCAGAGACGUGCAGAGAUACGGCCUAGCAGACAACAGCGAGCGACAGAGCGACACAGAGAGAGAGGAGAUGUGAGCGAGAGAGAGAAAGAACAUUGCAGGACGAAUGAAUGUAAGCCAGUUAAAAUGAGCAUACGAAUGAGAUGAUAAUUUUGAAUAAAGUUCUAAGAAUUUAGUAAUCAAAAAAUAAAAAAUAAACUGAA
Messenger RNA from Drosophila innubila, 2804 nucleotides. It is a transcript of the gene dsh, whose product is annotated as segment polarity protein dishevelled. The transcript has a single exon. Gene Ontology annotation, cellular component: cytosol. The record is from RefSeq and is a predicted model, not a curated record. Bases 536 to 2359 code for a protein of 607 amino acids. Lineage: Eukaryota; Metazoa; Arthropoda; Insecta; Diptera; Drosophilidae. Gene Ontology annotation, biological process: canonical Wnt signaling pathway; intracellular signal transduction. Gene Ontology annotation, molecular function: frizzled binding.